Messenger RNA from Daphnia pulicaria, 1156 nucleotides. It is a transcript of the gene SPARC, whose product is annotated as SPARC-like. The transcript is spliced from 7 exons. Gene Ontology annotation, biological process: anatomical structure development. Gene Ontology annotation, molecular function: extracellular matrix binding; protein binding; collagen binding. The record is from RefSeq and is a predicted model, not a curated record. The coding region runs from base 146 to 1012 and encodes 288 amino acids. NCBI's taxonomy places the organism in Eukaryota, Metazoa, Arthropoda, Branchiopoda, Diplostraca, Daphniidae.
GUCCAGUCAUCGCCAGCCAUUCGUCGUUACUUGACGUCUCUCCUCCGCCACUCGUUUCCAACCAUUUAAAAAAAAGUUUUGAGGCUCUCGGAGCUUCCACCGUUCAGCAUUUUGUUGCAUCCGGAUUAUAUAAUAAAAAUUAAAGAUGCAGUUCAAGUGGCUCAUCGUUUUGGCCGUUUCGGCCUGUCUACUCUUGUCCGUCGAAGCUCAAGAGAAAAAGCGCAAAGUCGCUAAAAAGUCGAAGAAGGUUGACGAAACGGGCACGAAACAGGCCGUCGAACAGCUGGACAUUCAAGACGCUAUCGAUGUUUUGGCGGAUGACGAGGCUGCCCUCAAGGAUAACCUUUGCGCCAAGAAACAUUGCGGGGCCGGCAAGGAGUGCCGCGUUAAUCAAAUGGGAGCCGCCGAAUGCGUCUGCAUGGAUCACUGCCCAGAGGAAAAGGAUCCUCGUCGCAUGAUCUGCAGCAAUCAAAACGAAACUUGGAAUUCCGAUUGUGAACUCUACCGCAUGCGCUGCCUCUGCAAAUCAGGAUCGGCCGGAUGCGUCGAUUCCAAAUACGAUCACGCCCACGUCGAGUACUUUGGUACCUGCAGGGAUGUCCCUCAAUGCACGGCGGAUGAGAUGGCCGAUUUCCCACGCAGGAUGCGCGAUUGGCUCUUCAACGUCAUGAGGGAUUUGGCCGACCGUCACGAUUUGAGUCCCCAUUUCCUGAAACUGGAACGCGAAGCCGAAAAGGAUAACAGCCGCAGGUGGGCCAAUGCCGCCAUCUGGAAAUUCUGCGACCUGGACGGCCACCCUCACGACAGGAAAGUGUCCCGCCAUGAGCUGUUCCCCAUUCGCGCCCCUCUGCUAGCCUUAGAGCACUGCAUCCAGCCCUUCCUGGAUGGAUGUGACGCUGAUAACGAUCAUUUCAUCACGCUCCAAGAGUGGGGAACCUGUCUCGAACUCACAGAGGAGGAAAUCGAAGAUAAAUGCGACGAUGUCAGAGAUGAAGCCGAAAAUGGCUUGUAAAACAUUUUUCUUUUUUUAAAAAUCAUUUUCAUUUGCUUUUUAAAAACGAAAAAAGAAAAAAAAAUUUUGGUUUUAAGACGAUCCUGAAAACAGAAAACCGGAACAUGUGAACAUGGAAUUUCGUUUUCUUUGACAUUUCAGUUU